Messenger RNA from Dipodomys spectabilis (banner-tailed kangaroo rat), 1890 nucleotides. It is a transcript of the gene Dll3, whose product is annotated as delta like canonical Notch ligand 3. Bases 1 to 1890 code for a protein of 629 amino acids. NCBI's taxonomy places the organism in Eukaryota, Metazoa, Chordata, Mammalia, Rodentia, Heteromyidae. The transcript has 9 exons. The record is from RefSeq and is a predicted model, not a curated record. Gene Ontology annotation, molecular function: Notch binding; calcium ion binding. Gene Ontology annotation, cellular component: membrane. Gene Ontology annotation, biological process: multicellular organism development; Notch signaling pathway.
AUGGUUCCCUGGUGGUUGUCUGCGCUCCUGUCCCAGUUGGUGAUCCCGGCGCUCUUUUGCCUACCCCAGGCACAGCCGGCUGGUGUCUUCGAGCUGCAGAUUCACUUUUUCGGACCCGGGCCAGGUCCAGGGGUCCCGCAGAACCCCUGCAGCGCCCUUGGUCCCUGCCGCCUCUUCUUCAGGGUGUGUGUGAAGCCGGGGGUGUUGGAGGACGCCGCCGCCGAGGCCCCGUGCGCCCUGGGCGCGGCGCUCAGCGCGCGCGGCCCCGGCUCCCCGGAGCAACCCGGAGCGCCCGCGGCCCAUCUGCCGCUGCCCGACGGGGUCCUGCGGGUGCCCUUCCGGGGCGCCUGGCCGGGCACCUUCUCCCUCAUCAUUGAAACCUGGAAAGAACAGCUGGGAGACCAGGCUGGAGGGCCCGCCUGGAGCCUGCUGACGCGCGUGGCGGGCCGCCGGCGUCUGGCUGCGGGGGCUCCGUGGGCCCGCGAUGUGCAACGCGCCGGUGCCUGGGAGCUGCGCUUCUCCUACCGCGCGCGCUGCGAGCCGCCGGCCGCGGGCGCCGCGUGCACGCGCCUGUGCCGCUCGCGCGGCGCCCCCUCGCGGUGCGGCCCGGGACUGCGGCCCUGCGCGCCCUUCGAAGACCACUGCCAGGACCCGCCGCCAUGUCGAGCUGGCUGCAGCCCGGAACACGGCUUCUGUGAGCAGCCAGAUGAAUGCCAAUGCCAGGAGGGCUGGACUGGGCCCCUCUGUACCAUCCCUGUUGCCAUCAGCAGCUGCCUCAGCCCCGGAGGCCCACCUUCUGCCAUCUCUGAAUGUCUUGGGCCUGGGCCUGGGCCCUGUGAUGGAAACCCCUGUGCCAAUGGGGGCAGUUGUAGCGAGACGCCAGGCUCCUUCGAAUGUGCCUGCCCCCGGGGUUUCUACGGGCCUCGCUGCGAGGUGAGCGGGGUGACAUGCGCGGACGGGCCCUGCUUCAACGGUGGCUUGUGCGUCGGGGGCGCAGACCCCGACUCUGCCUACGUGUGCCACUGCCCACCGGGUUUCCAGGGCUCCAACUGUGAGAAGAGAGUGGAUCGGUGCAGCCUGCAGCCCUGCCAAAAUGGUGGCCUCUGCUUGGACCUGGGCCACGCUCUGCGCUGCCGCUGCCGCGCGGGCUUCGCGGGUCCGCGCUGCGAGCACGACCUGGCCGACUGCGCGAGCCGCGCCUGCGCCAACGGCGGCACGUGCGUGGAGGGUGGCGGCGGCGCGCGCCGCUGCUCGUGCGCGCUGGGCUUCGGCGGUCGCGACUGCCGGGAGCGCGCAGACCCCUGCGCCGCGCGCCCCUGCGCUCACGGCGGCCGCUGCUACGCGCACUUCUCCGGCCUGGUCUGCGCCUGCGCGCCCGGCUACAUGGGCACACGCUGCGAGUUCCCAGUGCGCCCCGACGGCGCGGACCAGGGCGCAGGCGCAGUACCCGCGAUCCCGCCGGGCCCGCGGCGGGCGGAUCCGCAACGCUUCCUCCUGCCACCCGCUCUAGGGCUGCUGGUGGCCGCGGGCCUGGGCGGCGCCGCACUCUUCGUGGUCCAAGUGAGGCGUCGAGGUUCUGGCCGGGAUGCCGGGUCGCGAUUGCUGGCGGGUACCCCGGAACCGGCAGGCCACAUGCUCCCCGAUGCACUCAACAACCGGAGGACGCAGGAAGGGCCCGGGGAUGGUCCGAGUUCGUCUAUAGAUUGGAAUCGCCCCGAAGAUGGAGACUCUCAGUCGAUUUACGUCAUAUCUGCUCCUUGUGUCUAUGCUCGGGAGGUAGCAGCGCCCCUCAUCCCCACCCUGUACACUUUGGGAACCCUGGGGCGGGAGAUGCUCUUCUGGCCCCAGGAAGCUGGGGACAGCCGGACUUCCAUCCCCGGGUUGCCAUGA